This is a messenger RNA of Glarea lozoyensis ATCC 20868, 1212 nucleotides long. RefSeq lists its product as uncharacterized. The record is from RefSeq and is a predicted model, not a curated record. Lineage: Eukaryota; Fungi; Ascomycota; Leotiomycetes; Helotiales; Helotiaceae. The transcript is spliced from 3 exons. The coding region runs from base 1 to 1212 and encodes 403 amino acids.
AUGCAUUUUUCUGUGCUAUUAGCUGUAGGAGCAUUGUCUCUUUCAGUUACAGCACUCAAGAACCCAGUCCAACAUGGACCUACCAGGAUCGACGAACUUUCAACCACGGGAAUCCAACGCACAUCCGGAGCAGACACCAUCUCGCUCCUCGGGGGAGAAAGCAUCAUUGACUGCCCUGGCAACUCGGCCACUGUCACCGUCGACGCUAUUGCUGCCAAAGAUUCCCUCAUUCAUGAUAUAACCUCUGGUGUCACACUCACACCAGGACUCUGUCUCCAUGCCGAGUCCGGAAAAGGUUUCAAGACAUACGCACAAGUCUGCAACCACUCCAACUCGACCAUGCUCGUCGACACCGUCGCUUCCACUGCUGCCCUCAACUUGCUAUCGACAUCCUGCUCUCAAAACCUCGCCAGCGGGACCUUGACAACAAGCUCGAAGCUCUAUUUUGCCAUCUUUGCAACAUCUGGAAACGAAGUUGCCACCCGCACUGCAACAAAGAAAACUCGUACACUGCAAAAGCGUUGCUCAUAUCAGACUCUACUACCCGUCAACGGCUGCGACGAUGAAGUCUGUGAUCCCAAGAUUGUGAGGAACGGCAGCGGUGACUGUCCGAACGUCGGCAAUGAUGAGACCGAUGGUUGCAGCUAUCAUUGUGAAAUUCGCGCAGCUCGCUUUUUUGGUCCAGCCCAGACGUUUGACGGCGCCGCUUUUUGCUCGGCGGGAGGUUGUUCUCUCACAGUUGGCAAAAGCUACACCAUCGAGAAAUCUGUCAGUGCCUCUCUAGGACUGGAGGGUGCUGGUCCCCUCGAGAGUGUUUUGAGUGCCGGUAUCAGUUUCAGCUAUACAGUUGCCGAGACCAACACUCUAGAACAGGGCUAUGACUUUGGUGAAGGUAAGUGCGGACAGUGGUACAAAGCGCCUGUUCUCAAGAAUUCAUGCGGCACCUUGAGCGAGUACGAACCCAACUUCGGCGGUGAUGGUGGUCUCUAUUGUCUUGUUGAUGCUCCAUUGUCGAGCUCUAAGGCGUGGUGUGCGGUUGUGCAGUCAAAGGUACCCAGUACCGACGAGAAUAACUCCACUCCAGACGUUCGUAUCAUCCAGAGAUACGCAGACUGCACAAACAGUGUGUUCUACGCGAAUGACGCGCCUGAGCAAAGCGACGCGUGGAAAAUUGCAUACGGAUCAGGCAAUGAUGUAGUAAAAACUUGUUAA